ACCGUAGAAGGCCAAACUGCCGAAUCAAAGCAACCGUAGUACAAAUUUCACACUCUUUCGCAUAUUGGCGAACGCCGAUGUAGGUACCUAUGGAUCUCCAGCAUGCAUGUAAGGGAAGGUAGCUCGAAGGCAACCGAACCGAAACCGCAUACCCAAGCUUAAUAGCGCAAUGCAAAAGAAUUAGCAUUUCAAUCUACCUUCGACUUUUGCCGCGGCAAGACACUAUACUAACGCGAAACCGUUUUGGUGUGAUUAUUUUCCUACUAAUCGACUUCUAGAGGGCAGUGCCAAUAGAUCGUGCCCAGUAGACACGAGAUAGAUCUUGUGAGACUGGAGAAUCAAAUAGUACCCGUUCGGAGAAAUACCUGCUACCUGACCGAGAUUGUAUCAGAAGUUGUGUGAGUGUUUGCAUCAGCAUUCGUCGGUUGCUAGUGAUAUUGAAAGUUUCGUUCUCGAAACAGUAUUUUCUUCCGACCACUAGCCGCGUGAGCUCAGCUGGUAAAGUGAGAGGAAUCGUAAUAAAAAUUGAAGAGAUGUGAUGUCUGGGUAGUUCAGUGCAAACAACUCCCCAGUAAAACAGCUCAAGGAUUUUGUGCAACAGUAGGCGAAUGGGUUGUGAAAAACGAUCGUUUGGUUGAACCUUCAGAUCAAGAAGAUAACAAAUAAUUAACAAAGAAGUUGAACCGAAAGUGUGCGGUGAAUGAAAGUAAACCACAAUGAAAAUGAGAAUAACGUCCUGCAAUCGAUUGGCAGCAGCUAUUCUCUUGUUAUCACUUGCACACCAUGUGCGCUGCCGCGAUAACGACUUGGCCGAGAGUAAAAGCGAGAAACUUCGCAAUCCAAGCAGGCUACGGGCGGGUAAAUCCAGUGCAAGGAUUGUCGAGAAAACCAUCAAUGUUCUCAAUGUUACAGAUGCCAACAAUAACACUCUAUCAGUAUUCAACAGUGUUGAUCAAAUCAAAUUAAAUAAUAUAAAACCAUCUAGAGGCCGAACAAACAGGAAAGGCAAAACAGCUUUGAUCUGCCCACAAGAGAAGCAAGCGCCAUUCCAGCUGAUCCCAACGCUAUGCAGGCGAAAUCGAGACUGUAGAAAAUCUGGCAGCAAUUUCAAGUGUUGCCAUCUUUUUGGAAGCAAACGCUGCGUGCCAAGCAUACCAAAGCCAAUUCCGGAACCACCUCAUGACCCAAUUUUUGGUAUUCCAAGACGAUGCCCGCAAACACCUCUAACGGAAACAUUUUGGGACAUAAAAACGUGUGAAACCGACAACGACUGCUGGCCACGCGUAUGCUGUCCCGACGGUAAUGAAAAGUACUGUCGAACAUCGCAGCCUAUAUUCGAGAAGUCGGAGAAUCCUGCAGCUAGACAACUGGCAUAUCCCAUUGAAACCGUUUCGCAAUACCUGCAGUGCACCCCGCCACCCCCUGUUAUAUUCGACAUUCAUCCCAAGCCCUGCAACAGCACACUGGACUGCUUUCCAAAUCUGUGUUGCCAAGAAUUCGGCAAACGACACUGCCGACCUCCGAAGCGCUCGCUUUUAGCAUUAGUCACCGGAAUAACAGCGCGCUUCAAUGUUGGUGUUAUAAAGGAUAUUACUGAUAAUUUAGUUAUUAAAAGAUAAUAUUCAUAUGAAAUAAAAAAAAUGAUUAUUUGUUAUAAUAUUUG
Messenger RNA from Armigeres subalbatus, 1663 nucleotides. RefSeq lists its product as uncharacterized. Gene Ontology annotation, molecular function: peptidase inhibitor activity. The transcript has 5 exons. The record is from RefSeq and is a predicted model, not a curated record. NCBI's taxonomy places the organism in Eukaryota, Metazoa, Arthropoda, Insecta, Diptera, Culicidae. Gene Ontology annotation, cellular component: extracellular region. Bases 717 to 1619 code for a protein of 300 amino acids.